CCCAGACAGGCGGGGCGGGCGGCCGCGGGCAGGACUCGGGGCCCCCCACGCCGCCCGGGAUGUCGCGCCGAAAGCAGCGGAAGCCCCAACAGUUAAUCUCGGACCGCGAAGGUCCCAGCGCGCCGGAGAGCGGCGACGCCAGCGAGGACGACCACCCCCAGGUCUGCGCCAAGUGCUGCGCGCAGUUCACCGACCCAGCCGAAUUCCUCGCGCACCAGAAUGCGUGUUCUACCGAGCCCCCUGUCAUGGUGAUAAUCGGGGGCCAGGAGAACCCCAGCAGCUCCGCGACGUCUUCCGAGCCCCGGGCGGAGGGUCGGAGGAGCCCCCAGGUCAUGGAGGCCGAGCACAGCACCCCGCCGGCCCCCGGGGGCGCCGCGCCCGCGGACCCCAGCUGGGCCCCGGAGCGGAGAGUGGAGGAGCCCGCGGGCCACUUCCUGGUCAACGCCACCGGCACGGGCGCGGGGGGCGGCGGGGGCCUGAUCUUGGCCAGUCCCAAGCUGGGAGCGACCCCGCUGCCUCCCGAAUCCGCCCCCGCGCCGCCCCCGCCGCCCCCGCCGCCGCCGCCGCCCCCGGGGGUGGGCAGCGGCCACCUGAACAUCCCGCUGAUCCUGGAGGAGCUGCGGGUGCUGCAGCAGCGCCAGAUCCACCAGAUGCAGAUGACGGAGCAGAUCUGCCGCCAGGUGCUGCUACUCGGCUCCCUGGGCCAGGCCGCGGGCACGCCCGCCAGCCCCUCCGAGCUGCCCGGGACGGGGCCCGCCGCCUCCGCGAAGCCCCUGCUGCCCCUCUUCAGCCCCAUCAAGCCUGUGCAAAGCGGCAAGACGCUGGCGCCGUCCUCCUCCUCGUCGUCGUCGUCGUCCUCAGGGGCCGAAGCGCCCAAGCAGGCGUUCUUCCAUCUGUACCACCCGCUGGGGGCGCAGCCCGCUUUCCCCACCGGGGGCGCCGGGCGGAGCCACAAGCCGGCCGCCGCCGCCUCCGCAGCCCUGUCCGGCAGCGCGGAGCCGCUGAUGGCCUCGCCGCACCUGGCGUUCCCGGGCGCCACGGGGCUGCUGGCGGCGCAGUGCCUGGGCGCGGCUCGGGGCCUCGAGGCCGCCGCCUCCCCGGGGCUGCUGAAGCCAAAGAACGGAAGCGGUGAGCUGGGCUACGGGGAAGUGAUGGGCCCCCUGGAGAAGCCCGGCGGCCGGCACAAAUGCCGCUUCUGUGCUAAAGUGUUCGGUAGUGACAGUGCACUGCAGAUCCAUCUGCGUUCCCACACAGGUGAGCGGCCCUAUAAGUGUAAUGUCUGUGGCAACCGCUUUACCACGCGCGGCAACCUCAAGGUGCACUUCCACCGACAUCGCGAGAAGUACCCGCACGUGCAGAUGAAUCCGCAUCCGGUGCCCGAGCACCUGGACUACGUCCUGACCAGCAGCGGCCUGCCCUACGGUAUGUCGGUGCCGCCGGAGAAGGCCGAGGAGGAGGUGGCCGCGGCGGCCGGCGGCGGGGAGCGCAAGCCCCUGGCGGCCUCCAGCGCGGCGCUCAGCGCCACCGAGAGCCUCACGCUGCUGUCCACCGGGGCGGGCGCAGCCGCCACCCCCGCGCUCCCUGCCUUCAACAAGUUCGUGCUCAUGAAGGCCGUCGAGCCGAAGAGCAAGGCCGACGAAAACACGCCCCCCGGCGCCGAGGGCUCAGGCACGGCCGGGGUGGCGGAGGGGGGCCCGGCGGCCCGCCUGCAGCUGAGCAAGCUGGUGACCUCGCUGCCCAGCUGGGCGCUGCUGACCAGCCACUUCAAGUCCGCAGGCGGCUUUCCCUUCCCCUACGUGCUGGAGCCUCUGGGGGCCUCGCCGUCUGAGACGUCCAAGCUGCAGCAGCUGGUGGAGAAGAUCGACCGGCAGGGGGCCGGCGCCCCGUCGUCCGCGACCUCUGGGGCGCCCCCCGCCUCGGGGCCCACGGCCUCGGCCGCCGCCUCGGGCCCCAACCAGUGCGUCAUCUGCCUGCGGGUGCUGAGCUGCCCGCGCGCACUGCGCCUGCACUACGGGCAGCACGGGGGCGAGCGGCCCUUCAAGUGCAAGGUGUGCGGCCGGGCCUUCUCCACGCGGGGCAACCUGCGCGCGCACUUCGUGGGCCACAAGGCCAGCCCGGCCGCCCGCGCCCAGAACUCCUGCCCCAUCUGCCAGAAGAAGUUCACCAACGCCGUGAGCCUGCAGCAGCACGUCCGCAUGCACCUGGGGGGCCAGAUCCCCAACGGGGCCGCCGCCCCGGACCAGGGCGCCGAGCUCCCCGCCGUUCCCGGGCCCGGCCCGCAGCCGCCGUCCCAGCAGCCGUCCCCCGAGGAGGAGCUGUCGGAGGACGAGGACGACGACGAGGACGACGACGAGGACGGGACUGACGAAGACUCCCUGGCGGGGAGAGGCUCGGAGAGCGGCGGCGAGAAGGCCAUCUCGGUGCGCGGGGACUCGGAGGAGGCCUCCGGGGCCGAGGAGGACGUGGGGGCCGCGGCGGCGGUGGCGGGGCAGGCCGGGCAGGCCGGGCCGCGGCCGGAGGGCGACGAGCAGGGGGCGCAGCAGCCUUGCCUGGCCGCCCCGCCGCCGCCCGAGCGCCCCGAGGAGACGCAGCCCCCGGAGCAGGGAGGCGCGGCCGCGGCCCUGGGCGCGCAGGAGCAGGAGCGGGGCGAGGCGGAGGCGGAGGCAGCGGCGGCCCGGGAGGGGCCCCGGGAGGGGGAAGGCGGCGGCGGCGACCCUGGGGAGGAGCUGGGCGCCCCGGAGGCGCGGAGGAAGGAGGCGGGCGAUGGCAGUGGCCGGAAGGCAUGCGAGCUGUGCGCGCAGACCUCCCUGGAGGAGCCGCAGAAGGCCCACCCCGGGGAAGGGCCGCUCUUCACUUGUGUUUUCUGCAGGCAGAGCUUUCUCGAGCGGGCCAUCCUCAAGAAGCACAUGCUGCUGGCUCACCACCAGGUACAACCCUUUGCCCCCCACGGCCCUCAGAAUAUUGCUGCUCUUUCCCUGGUCCCAGGCUGCUCACCUUCCAUCACUUCCCCGGGGCUCUCCCCCUUUCCCCGAAAAGAUGACCCCACGAUCCCGUGAGCCUGCUUUUCCGCACCUGCUGCCCCUGGAUGCAGGGAGCAGAAGCCGAGAGCUCUGUAGGAGGACCUCCGAGACGGAUGCGCCCCCCCCCCCCGUUUGUCUUUUUCUCUGAGUCCUUCCGUGAUACAUCCCUAGUGACUCUUCUCUAGUCCCCGAGCUUGGAAAUAGUUGUGCUCUCGGGGGAUGGCCGCCUUGUGAACUUUUCUUCCCUCUUCACUCGUUGUACCUGAGGAAAAUAGACUCUCUACAGCUUUCAGCUUACCAAGGGGAACCCCCCUCCACCUUCCCUGGGGUGACCCUCCUCCCCUCUCCUUUCUUCCUCUCCCUUUCCCUUUGGCAGGUGCACCUGAGCACCCACAUUUGGAAUUGCAGCCCAGCCCGAAGGGGCCGGCAGCUGUCUCUGGAGGGCCCAGUGCCACUCCUCUCUGGUGACCAGGUCAACCUGCAGGACUUCCUGUCCCAGGACGUUCCUGCCCAACUGGUGAGGGUAGGUCCCCUGUCUUUCUGGAACCAGUACACAGCUUUCCUGUCAAGUGACCUGCCCACCAAGCCCCGGAGUUCCAGCUCCACCUCCACUACCACUUUAGGCCUGGCACCACCCGUGCUCUUUGGCCCGGGAACUGUGGCUGGGAACGUGCCUCCAGCAAUGGCAUCCAGAGAGGCCAAGGAGAAGAGAGCCCCCUUCUUCCUAUUUCGGUCUCCUGCAUCCAAGGCAGUGCCUGGGAAGCCCAUCAUAGAAGAGAAGUAGCAGACUGUACACUUCCUCCUUUUCCCUGCUCCAAAAGGUGCCAGCAAUGAAGACGCGACAGUAUCUGCAUCUGGUGUUUCGGCCCUAAGGGAGAGGGAGAAGUGAGGGGCAUAUGGGAGAGUCUUCCCAGUAAACUCUCGUUCAGGCCAAGGUGUUGGCUGGUUAAUAUGCCAAGACACCUCCAGCUUCUCCUAUCCCUUCAUCAUGGCCUCUCAAAGUUAGGAAACAAGCAGGUGUCUUGCCAACAGAUCUCCCCCGGGGUAUUUAGGGAAAUGUGAAGUUCAUACCUUUAAGAAGCAUUAUUGGUGAGGGUCGUUGAAGGAGUAGUCAUGGAGAGCUGAAGAGUGUUGCUAAAGCAGAGGGCUUGCUGGGAACCUAUGAGACUAAGAAAGGGGCAUGAUGUGAGGGAGGGGAUCUCGAAUUCUUGACUGGACGAGUCUCAUGAAUGUUCUUUUGGACUAUUAGUGACUUAGUGUGCAACAGUGCGCCACAGGUCAUAGGGAAUUUCCUAGCACUAGUGUGCUUCUAGUUUUAGAUAACUCCCUCCUUUAAUUCCCUGGCCCCUUGGAUUUUCCUCGUCUUCCUUUCUCAAGGCCUAUUUCCUCCCCAUUUUGCCUGUCUAUGGACCGGGGCUUACGUCUUUGCCACUGUCUGGUUCUUAGAGUCCCAGACUUUGGGAGAUGAGCUCUAGGUGGUGUUCUCCCUGCCUCUCCGUCUUGUAAUGAGAUGUAGUAUUUACUCUUAACAUAGGAUCAUUUGGAACAGGAGUUCUGAGGGGGAGAGAGCGAGAAUUCUGCUACUGACUGACUUGAAUGAUGGUUUCUCCUCCAAAGGUAUAGGCUCCAGAGCUUCCUAACAUAGUAAAAUGUGAAGAGCAGACAAGGGAGAUAGUAGUGUCUUUCCAUGUUCAUUAAAAGUGUUUUAACCAAA
Messenger RNA from Canis lupus familiaris (dog), 4734 nucleotides. RefSeq names its product spalt like transcription factor 2 (gene SALL2). Gene Ontology annotation, cellular component: nucleus. The record is from RefSeq and is a predicted model, not a curated record. Gene Ontology annotation, biological process: regulation of transcription by RNA polymerase II. The transcript has 2 exons. Gene Ontology annotation, molecular function: RNA polymerase II cis-regulatory region sequence-specific DNA binding; DNA-binding transcription factor activity, RNA polymerase II-specific. NCBI's taxonomy places the organism in Eukaryota, Metazoa, Chordata, Mammalia, Carnivora, Canidae. The coding region runs from base 60 to 3056 and encodes 998 amino acids.